AUGCCGGAACAGCGAUUUAAACAUUUUUUACCAAAAAUGCUUCAUGUAACUUAUCUCGCUCUCGCUCUACAUCGUGUAGCUGAGAAAAUCCGUAGUGAUUAUCCGUUGGUUGACAAACUUAUUUUGUCCGUUAAAAAAGCAUUAUUUAAAUGUCCAGCAAGUAUAAAAAUAUUUAAAGAUGAAGUACCAGAACUGAAUUUGCUCCCAGAACCAGUGAUAAGGCAUUGGGGGACGUGGUUGAACGUGGCUAUUUAUUACUGCGACUCGUAUAAAACAAUAAAAACAAUAAUAGAAAAAUUUGAUCACGAUGAUACUUUGUCUAUAUAA
Messenger RNA from Cinara cedri, 327 nucleotides. Lineage: Eukaryota; Metazoa; Arthropoda; Insecta; Hemiptera; Aphididae. The record is from the annotation of a GenBank genome assembly.